Anarrhichthys ocellatus (wolf-eel) is the source of this 3029-nucleotide messenger RNA. It is a transcript of the gene kcnj1a.1, whose product is annotated as potassium inwardly rectifying channel subfamily J member 1a, tandem duplicate 1. The transcript is spliced from 2 exons. Gene Ontology annotation, biological process: regulation of monoatomic ion transmembrane transport; potassium ion import across plasma membrane. Gene Ontology annotation, molecular function: ATP-activated inward rectifier potassium channel activity. The record is from RefSeq and is a predicted model, not a curated record. Gene Ontology annotation, cellular component: plasma membrane. NCBI's taxonomy places the organism in Eukaryota, Metazoa, Chordata, Actinopteri, Perciformes, Anarhichadidae. The coding region runs from base 166 to 1287 and encodes 373 amino acids.
UAAACUGUCUCAAUCAAUUGUGAACCAGAAAGAGACAGAGAAGGAGAGGAGAGAAAGUAGAGCUGGAUUUUUUCCAUUCAUCAACCUUCUGAUGUGCAUCAUAUAACUUUCACUUCAAAUUACAGAGACGCUGCUCCUGUGCUAUCGUCUUAUAGGUCGUGGAACAUGUUUGGAUACAUGAACAGACGUAUCCAUGACUAUUUGGUGGAGCGAAAAAGAUGCAGGGCCAGACUCGUUACCAAAGAUGGUCGCUGCAACAUUGAAUACGGAAACGUCAAGUACAGCAACCAGUUAUACUUCCUGGCGGACUUCUGGACCACCUUUGUGGAGAUCCGGUGGCGUUUUGUCCUCUUCCUCUUCAGCGCCUCCUUUACCCUCAGCUGGUUCUUUUUUGGCCUACUGUGGUAUUGGAUUGCGCGCAGCAAUGGAGACCUGACAUGGCAAAACCCAACAUCAGACCACAUUCCAUGUGUUGAUAAUGUGGGAGGACUCACCACAGCGUUCCUUUACUCCCUUGAAACCCAGACAACUAUUGGGUAUGGUGGCCGAGCGCUCACCCCUCACUGCCCAGGUGCUGUGGCCCUUAUCAUCAUCCAGUCCCUCCUCGGAGCUAUUAUCAACUGCUUCAUGUGUGGAGUCAUCCUGUCCAAAAUCUCUUUGCCCAAAAAGAGGGCAAAGACCAUCUCAUUCAGUAACAUGGCUGUCAUCAGCUCCAAAAAUGGCACCCUUUCCCUGUCAAUCAGAGUGGCCAACCUGCGUAAGACCCUGAUGAUUGGAAGCCAGAUCUAUGGCAAGCUGCUGAGGACAACACACAGACCCGAUGGGGAGACAAUCAUUAUGGACCAGGUGAACAUUGACUUCAUUGUGGAUGCCGGGAAGGACAACCUCUUCUUCGUGUGUCCUCUCACGCUCUACCACACCAUCGACAAGAGAAGCCCCUUCUUCGAGAUGGCCGUGGAUACGCUCCACAAACAAGAGUUUGAGCUAGUCGUCUUCCUAGACUGCACCGCAGAGUCCACCAGCUCUGCCUGCCAAGUCCGGACCUCCUUUAUUCCUCAGGAGAUCAUGUGGGGCUACAACUUCUUGCCCAUCAUUUCCAGAAGCAAGGAAGGCAAGUACAGAGUAGAUUUCUCCAACUUCUCCAAGGUGAUGCCAGUGGCUACGGCACACUGUGCCUACUGCUUCCACAACAUCAAGGGUCAUCAUCAUCACUCCAGAGAUGGACAUGACAACCAGGGCUUUGAGGUGAUUGAAAUCAAUGACACACCCAAUGUCACCAUGAUGUGAGAUCAUGGACACACAGUAAUGAACAGUAGAAACUGAGACAAGUAGAGGCUUAUACCUCUCAUUGAUGAAAUCCUAAAAUCUCAAAAAGACAAAGAGGUGCUGGAGGCAGGUAGGGUUACCCAAUGUCAGGCAGCACAUUGUGUAGCAUUUAAAUAUGAAGUAAAGAAAACCCACUUAUUUGUUAUUCUAUUGUGUUGAACUCAGAUAAGAAUGCGGUCUGUGGGCAAGAACACUUAUUGUGAACCAUUUGUAUGUAAAACCACACCUGCCACUGUCUGCUGACAAAAAAACCUGUUUUCAAAAGGGAGACCAGGUCAGGCAAGACAGAGAGGCUACGAUUCAGCAACAGGAACAGAACGUUUUCCCAAUUACUCUCACAUGGAUUGAACAUAUGUGCUCUCACUUUAAAUGAAGAUGAGUGGCUGUAAUUGACUUAUGGCCUUGCACAUCAGGUUUGCCGAGCAUGGAGAGACAGAAAAAUGAAUCAAAUCUGUUAUCCUGUAUAUAAAUCUUACUAUUACUUGAAGGACCACUUUUGAGGGCCAUGCUUUUAUCAUAUGUGAGAAAAAGAUUAAGUGGCUUGUUCAAUAAUUCAUGCUACUUUAGGCUGCUGUACACAAAGAGACACUUGGACUUGAACCAUUACAGUAUGCUUAACUAUUCAGACACUGAGGCACUAGCAAAGGGUGGGGCUCAGGGGCCGCUCUUUUCAAACAGUGGGUGAUGUAGUUGUGGUUUUCUCCUUGAGAGAAACAUUGUGAGAGAACAAAUAUUUCAGGAAACACUUAUGCCUACAUGCAGCACUGAAUAGUAUGAUAAUCAAGUGUCUUUGUUCGGUCUUGUAUUUGAUCUCAGGGGGAAAAUACACUGAAAUAAAGGCUAUUUUUGCAUUGAAAAUGUCUGUGUCAUCAUAUUAUUCUGUACCUAACCGAGCCUGAAUGUUAUAUAUGGACUGUGAUCAAAAAGGUCAAAGCAGCGUGAUGACAAGUGCCAACCCCUAUCAGAGUUUUCAUCUGUAAACAAAGAGAAGUUGUGACAGCAAACAGAGAUCCAAACACAACAGAGUGAAAGUUUUUGGGAGAUAAGUGCUGUUGCUUUCUGCCCAUUAGUUUACGUGCAGGUUCUGAACAUGAAACCAUAACUUUCCAUUUAAAGAAAUAACAGCACAUACUGUACGCUACGAUGGAGCUUUAACAGAUUUUGUUGAGGCCGACCUCUCUAAUGAACUGUCUAUCCUUACGUGUCUGCCUGCACCCUUGCCAUAUCAAGUGGCAUAUAGCAGGGCUCGGGUAAAAGAUUGUGAAUAUUAUUGACAAAUUAUGUGAAAUGACUAAGCAGCAUAAAGAUGAUAUAUGCCAGACAUAUUCUAAUGCAAAAACAAGUCCACAACUGUCCCUUAAUGGCUGUUCACUGUGUCUGUGAUACAUAUGUUUGUCUCAUGCGAACCAAAAGAGCACUUUGCAAGACUGUAGCCGUCCUUACACACAGGCAACAUGCAUAGACACCGGUUGUUAAAUUACCACCACAUAUUAUUUAAAGCUGUCCUCAGAGUGAGACUUAAAUGAUGCAAAGAGUCAAUUACUAAGAAGUCUUUCAAAUUAACGUACACCAUCCUUAAGUGGUUUUACACCUAAUUCCCUCGCUCACAGCUUGUGGCCCUGUGAAAUGAAAAGGGUGUAAACACCGUAUAUUGUUUUUUUUGUUCAAUGACAAAAUGUAACUUGUGAUGGAAAAUAUGGAAU